Messenger RNA from Colletotrichum destructivum, 508 nucleotides. RefSeq lists its product as uncharacterized. Lineage: Eukaryota; Fungi; Ascomycota; Sordariomycetes; Glomerellales; Glomerellaceae. The coding region runs from base 95 to 310 and encodes 71 amino acids. The record is from RefSeq and is a predicted model, not a curated record. The transcript is spliced from 3 exons.
ACAAGCCAAGUAUUGCAACAUCUCGUUCCACCCGACCACCACCUUCAACUGCCUCAAGAUCUCAACUCCUUUCCAUUUCUUAACCGACGCAACAAUGAAAUUCUCCAUCGUCUUUGCCGCCCUCGCAACUUUGGCGUUUGCAGCCCCCGGUCCCUCCAUGGAGGGAGAGGGCUUGGAGAGAAGACAGAGAUCAUGCACAAUCAAUGCCCCGGUUUGCAACACCUGCGCAGAGGGCUGCCGCUGUAUCUCUACUUCUCCCACUGUUUGCGGAUGCGUAAGUGAAUGCUAUUUUAUCCCGAAGGAGUCUUAAGCUGUUGAUUGCUAGAGAUUUGGACGCUAACUGGUAUGAAUUUUGCUACACAGUUCUGCCGGUGAGAUGGCGGCUCGCAUUGCCUACAGCCCAAGGAUAGAAGGGCGCGUGAGAAGCAAUUGGAAUCAUGGGGAACUUUGUGUCUCUAUAUUGCAGAAUGUUUCGUCAAAAGAAUAUCAACUCGCAAUCCUCUGACCA